Molecule: messenger RNA, 1405 nt
Organism: Bubalus bubalis (water buffalo)
Lineage: Eukaryota; Metazoa; Chordata; Mammalia; Artiodactyla; Bovidae
Product: zinc finger and SCAN domain-containing protein 2
Exons: 2
Coding region: 642-1253 (203 amino acids)
Biological process (GO): regulation of transcription by RNA polymerase II
Molecular function (GO): RNA polymerase II cis-regulatory region sequence-specific DNA binding; DNA-binding transcription factor activity, RNA polymerase II-specific
Source: RefSeq, a predicted model, not a curated record
GGGAGGCGGCUCAGAGGCAAGGCCAGGCUGAGAUUGGCCCAAGGGGACAGAGAUGAUCUGUCUUUGCAAACAUCCGUGCAGCUGCCUGGGGAAAGAGUUGGGGGUGGGGUCUGUUGCAAGUAGUCCUUGUCCCCAUCCCCGGGGUGAGUGGUGUUCCACCGGGGGCCUGAGGGUAGGGGGAGACAGAGGGGGUGCCUCUGGGACCCCACUCUGCUGGUAGGUCCACUGAGGCGGUGGUAAGCAGGGAGAUCUGCAAGUGUGGAGAAGGCCUGCAUGGAGGUCCAGGUGAAGGGCCAGGAGGCUUCCCUGAUAGGGGUGGGGGAUAGCAUGGGGAGAGGUCAGUUCGACCCCUUGAAGCAGGCCUCAGUGCUCUGCAGAAGCUGGAGCCCAGGAUUUAGGGAGGCGUGAGGGUGUUGGCCACAGACAGCGCCCCACAAAAGCAGUGGUCCUUUGGGUCCUGAUGACCUGUGGUGGCCAGGAGAGUGGUGGUCUUCUGUGUGUGUGUUUUGAGGGGCACUUAGCUGGUGAGCAGCUAGUACAUUGAGAAGAACUUUUGACAAUGAGGAAAUUUACAGUCUAGUCCCGGUUCACCUUGCUGGGCGACCUUGGGCAAGGGCCGGUGAUUGCAGCCGGACGUGCCCAUGACCGAGCUGGCAUCCUCCGGGGACGGGUCCCCUACGGGGGACGGGGAGGAGGGCCUGGGGGACGAUCGAGGCCUGGUCAUCCACCACCCGGCAGAGGAGCAGCCGCACCGCUGCCCGCUGUGUGGCCAGACCUUCGCCCAGCAGCCCAGCCUGGUGCGGCACCAGAAGGCGCACGCCGGGGCGGGCCGCGCAGCCGCCUUCGUGUGCCCGGAGUGCGGCAAGGCCUUCAGCGUCAAGCACAACCUAGAGGUGCAUCAGCGCACCCACACGGGCGAGCGGCCCUUCCCCUGCCCCGAGUGCGGGCGCUGCUUCAGCCUCAAGCAGAACCUGCUCACGCACCAGCGCAUCCACAGCGGCGAGAAGCCGCACCAGUGCGCGCAGUGCGGCCGCUGCUUCCGCGAGCCGCGCUUCCUGCUCAACCACCAGCGCACCCACGCGCGCAUGCCCGCGCCGCACCCGCGCCGCCCCGGCGUCUUCGGGGAGCGCAGGCCCUACUUUUGCGCCCGCUGUGGCAAGAGCUUCGCGCGCGAGGGCUCUCUCAAGACCCACCAGCGCAGCCACGGCCACGGGCCCGAGGGUCAGGCGGCCCAUUUAGGCCGCGUGCUCUGAUACCACAGAACCUGCCGCCGCCGCCGACUGUUUCCCGCCCCAGAGCCGCAUCUGUGACCCCUGGAAAUGCCGCUGGGCUGGGGCCCCCUGUCUGGAUGGGAUCCUGGGAGACCGUGAGGGCUGGCUUGGGGUGGGGGGGGCUCUCAAAAGGA